GAGGAAAGACAGAGCGGCUGCUAUGCGGUCUAGUCUAGAGCUCUACUUCUGUCUGUUGGCAAGCACUCAAGAGUAUUUCGGAUGUAGAACAUGUCAGUGUGCCGUUCAGCGUUUUUGUCGUUUUGAUGAUGGAGAGGGGCAAGUCCUGUUGUAAGGACUAGAAGAAACGAAAUGUACGGGAUAGAUAAUUUGACCCGCAUCUGAGGAUAAAUUAUUGAAUGCAGUCAUGGCUGGGCUGAUCAAGAAACAGAUCUUGAAACACCUCUCCAGGUUUGCCAAGAACCUGUCCCCGGACAAGAUCAAUCUGAGCACGCUCAAAGGGGAGGGUCAGCUGACCAACCUGGAGCUGGAUGAGGAAGUGCUGCAGAACAUGCUGGACCUGCCCACCUGGCUGGCCAUCAACAAGGUCUGCUGCAACAAGGCCGCCAUCAGGAUUCCAUGGACCAAGCUGAAGACCCAUCCCAUUAGCCUAUCAUUGGAUAAGGUCGUCAUGGAGAUGAGCACCUGUGACGAGCCACGCCCACCGAAUGGCCCGUCUCCCAUAGCAACGGCCUCAGGAACGGGUCAAAGUGAGUAUGGCUUUGCAGAGAAGGUGGUGGAGGGCAUCAGUCUGUCCAUCAACUCCAUCGUGAUCCGCAUCAGUGCCAAGGCCUUCAACGCCUCCUUCGAGCUCUCCCAGCUCCAGGUCUACAGCGUCAACACCAGCUGGGUGCAGAGCGACCUGAGAUUCACACGCAUACACGACCCUGCACGCGGAGAGAUCCUGACCUUUAAGGAGGUGAGCUGGCAGAUGAUCCGCAUCGAGGCGGACGCCAUCCAGAGCGGCGAGCACGAGGUCGUCAGCGCCCCCAUCAGGCUCAUUACCAACCAAUCAAAGAUCAGAGUCACGCUCAAGAGGAGGGUGAAGGACUGUAACGUGGUGGCGUCUAAGCUGAUCCUGAUCCUGGAUGACCUGCUGUGGGUGCUGACGGACUCCCAGUUGAAGGCCAUGGUCCAGUACGCCAAGUCCCUCAGCGAGGCCAUGGAGAAAAGCAACCAGCAGAGGAAGAACAUGGCCUCCGAGAACACAGAGGUGACAUCAGCGCCGCCUAGUGCCCAGCAGGUGCGAGCGCAGCAGAGUUCGGCGACGGACCCCAACGCGGCCAUGGCGCGGCUCUUCAGCGCGUACGACGUGUGCGAGACCUCCCACCACCUGCAGAUCACACACCUGGACCUGCACAUCUGCGACGACAUCCAUGCCAAGGACAGGGUGAUCAACAAGAAGAUAACAGGUGGAGCCAUGCAGCUGUCCUUCAGUUCUAUCAGCCUGGACUACUAUCCCUUCCACAGGGCAGGUGAGUCUUGUCAGCACUGGAUGCACUACAGCGAGGCCACCAAGGCUCGUGAGGGCUGGGCUCGCCACCUGCUCGAAGAGUUCCGCACCAACGUGGACCUGCUCAAGACGGCCCUCAAAGACCACCAGAGCACCACGGGCCAAUCACAAGGCUCGCCUCAGCACGGCAAGAUCUCCACCAGUUCCAGCAGCACUUUCUCCCCUCCCCCCACCCCCCGUGCCGCACAGCUCAUGUCCAGCUCGUUCGUACUGCGCAUGGCCGAUUUCAGCAUAUACCAGGUGUCCACAGCUGACCAGCGGCGCUCCAGCCCCAAGGCCAUGAUCUCCUGCAAUAAGAAGUCCCUCUACCUUCCUCAGGAGAUGCCCGCCAUACACGCGGAGCUCACCGAGUACUACUUCCCUGACGGCAAGGACUACCCUAUCCCGUGCCCCAACCUCUACGUGCAGCUGAAUGCCCUGCAGCUGGUGCUGGACCCUCGUAGCCUGGUGUGGCUGAACCUCUUCGCCCUGGACCUGAGGCAGAGCCUGGAGCAGUUCAUGCAGACCUACAAGCUCGACGACACGCAGAAGCCCGACGAGCACGUCGACAUCAGGGUCGACGGACUCAUGCUGAAGUUGGUGAUCCCAGCUGAUCUGGAGCCUGGCUGCCACCCCGACCUUCCCCGCCAGCUUUCCGUACAGACAUCAGAGAUGGUGGCCACCAAUACCCGCCACUCCCCUUCCUGCUCCCGCUCCAGCCUUGAGGCCCUCCUCCAGUCCUUCCAGGAGGAGGCCUUCUUCACCUCCUCCUCCUCCAACACCACCUCCUCUUCUUCGUCAUCCUUUCAUCUCCACUUCCCUCGUUCGCCGGACGCCUUCCCCGUGCUGCAUCAGGUCUUCCAGCGCCACGCUCACGAGAGGGACACGCGCCUCCACGAGGUCUACCGCCACCAGGUGGUGCCCUCUCUCUCCAGUGAUGCCCUAAAGACCCCAGCUGCCACAGACGUCUGGGCCAUCAGCUUCUCUCAGUUCUGGGCCGACUUUGAGGGCCGUGCAGGUGGAGGGGGUCGUCCCACGCCCUUCGUGGACUCCUUUCCCCUGGCUCUGUGGGUGUGCCAGCCCGCCCGCCACGCCCUGCACUCGCUCCGCCUCAAGGGGUCAAAGGGCGCAACCUCGUCCGACUUUCCUGUGACCUCUGACCCCGCCGUGGGGGGUUCGGACCAGGGCCGGAUGCAGAGGAAGCGGCUGCUGAAGGAGUAUUACAGCAUGGAGGCUUCUGCUGCUGCAUCAUCAUCGCCAUCGGCAACCACCACAGCACCGGGGAACUCUGCCACGGCAACAACGCAAGGCGGCGCGCCUAGCAACGGCCUGCGCAAGCCUCGCUCGCUGGACAGCCUCUCGUCUUCGUCGUCCUCAUCCUCUUCCUCGUCUGCACAGCCGCAGCCAGACUUACAGGUGCUGCUGCAGGUGCAGAAGGCCCUGAGUGCCCAGAUGAACCACCUGCAGUACGUCUUCCUGUUGAGGCUGCAGAGGACCAUGAAGCAGCUGCAGCAGACCCUGCAGCAAGACCUGGACGGCAACCGCUGCAGUGGCACACCCCGGAAACAGGAGCCGGAGCCCUCCCCGUUCAGCGUGUGUGUGGGCGUGCUGCUGAAGAGCGCGGAGGUCUCGCUCCUCCUGAAGCCCGUGCCCUGCCCCAACCCCCCGAGCACCGGCGCCGCCAGCCCCCUGGGCUCUGACCUCUCUCCCUCCGACAGCCGCGCCACCCUGGACCCUGGCGCCGAGCCUGGCACCGCCGGAGGAGCACCAGAGGCGGCGGCGGCGGGGACAAACGGAACCGACGGCGGGGGAGACAGAGCAGCGCCCUCGUCUGGUGGUGGGGCUAACAGCAGCAGCGUGAAGCCCACCGUGGAGCAGCUCCUGUGCGUGUCAGCUGGGGACAGCGUCGGUGGGAUGCCGGCGCCUCUCCUCCCUCCCCCCGCUACUCCUCCCCAGCCGUUCUCCUCCUCCUCGCCGGGAGGGAGGAAAGGGUCUCUGGAGGAGCGGAGGACGAGUGGUACGGGGGGUGGCGCCACCGUGAGGCGAUCUAGUGCGGAGGCGGGCAUGGAGACGGUACCAGAGGGCCAGGGCCAAGCAGGGGGAGACGCCCCCUCGGCGGACAGGCUGGCUCCCGCGGACCCCCUGAGUGAUCCGCUGACCUCCAGGGACUGGAACAGUGAGAACAAGGGCACGGCAGGGUCCGGGAACCGUAUGCCCCAAUCCAUGUCCAGGAAAGGCAGUCUGUCUCUGGUGUCUGACCUGCUGAGCUCUCCGAACGCCAGGUCCACCUCCCUAUAUUCCAUGUCCAACAUUGGCAGACUGAUGAAGGACAAGGACAGAUCUCAGUCCAGCUUCGCCGUGGCUUACAAGCCCAUGAAGAAGAGUCCCUCGCUCCAGUCGCUAGACAACAUCUCCAUAGACAGCUACCUGCUGGAGGACGGGGACAACUACAGCCUAGAAAGGGACGACGUGUCCAUGUCAGGCUUCAAGGAUGCGUUGAGCGAGCACAGCGCGGCGGAGAGUGCCACGGAGGCGACGGCGGCCGCCGCAGACGGAGCCGCGUCACCUGACACCGUCAGCGCCACCUCACAGAGCAUCGACGAGCCCACUAAAGACAUGGUGUCGGUGCUGGUUCUGAGGGUGAACUCGGUGUGCGGGUCGCUGGACAUGCGCGGGGAGAACACGGCCGUGGCUCUGGAAGUGGGCCAGGUGCGGCCCGACCAACUGGGCAACGUCAGCCUACGCCAGUACCUCAGCAACCGCAGCCUCGGUUUUGUGUCCUCGUCAGCACAACCUGUGACUGGUCAAGCCAGAAGAGGUUCUGGUAACGCGUCCGGCUCGGGUCCGGGCCGCGUCCGCGCCGAGGUCCAGGUUCGCCUGGAGUCGGGUCCGAGCGCCGCCGCCCACUCCCCGCUGGCCGAGCACAACGGCUUCCUGCAGUGCCGUCUGAGCGCGCUCAGUGCGGACCUGCUGACGUCCACGCUGCAGAACCUGGGCCACUUCGUGGAGGACAACAGCGAGGACUCGCAGGUGCUGCCCAUGGAGAUCAGCGUCAGAGACAUGCACGUCAACCUGAAGGAUGAUGGUCCACGUGACAACCCGUCUGAGCCAGAGCCCACACCCAUCUCCCUACACGUGGACAACCUGAGAAUACACCGCAGAGACGACGGCUCAUUCAGCGUUGGACUGGACCAGUCUACAGAGCCUCCUCCCCCUCCCUCUAAGCCACCAGUGAUGGACAACAGGCUGAGCUCUGUUCCCGAGGUGCCCGCGUGUUUACCUGAGGUGCCCCCUGCGUGUGUACCCAAGGUGCCGGAGGUGCCAGCGUGUGUAGUACCCGAGGUGCCGGCCGCGUGUGUGCCCAGCGAACCCAAAGCCACCCAGACCAACCCCCUCUCGCCCACCAGCUACGCCCCCUCCAGCAGGGAAAAGAUGCUGCUGGAGGAGAACGAGUGCUUGAAGCUGGAGCUGUCCAGAGCCAAGAUGGCGCUGGCCGAGGCCCAGAUGGAGAAGGACUCACUGCUGCACCACAUGAAGAACCUCAAACUGGCAACCAGCAACAGCUAGUGGUGACUCUCAU
Molecule: messenger RNA, 4931 nt
Organism: Engraulis encrasicolus (European anchovy)
Lineage: Eukaryota; Metazoa; Chordata; Actinopteri; Clupeiformes; Engraulidae
Gene: bltp3b
Product: bridge-like lipid transfer protein family member 3B
Exons: 28
Coding region: 227-4918 (1563 amino acids)
Source: RefSeq, a predicted model, not a curated record